UACAAAUUUCCCUUCAACUUCCCACUUCCCAUAAAAUGAGGAGUUCUCCAUAAAAUUCUCUCUCAAAUUUCUAUUCAUCUCUUCACCAGCAGCUUCAGCUUCAGAUUUUUCAUAUUGCUGGACUUGGUGGAAUCAAGAAAUCCAUAUUUUCCCGUUUUGUUUCACUGGUUCGGUGUUUGUAAAGGGAGAAGGAAAAAGGAUUAGGCAUUGGGAUAUAGUCAUGGCCGUUCUUCCAUUGGGAAUACACAGCAGGUUCCUUUGAUCAUCAUGGAUCAAAUGCUACAAGUUCUUGUAUCCACGCUAAGAUCUGUCCACCUCAUUAACAGGUGAGUUGAAAACAUCAGAGAAAUACUCUACAAAGUGCCUUAAGUCGGCAUGGAAGGCCAUGGUGAUCAGACGUUGCGGAAGCCAUCAGUUAUUUUAACUGGAACAGCCAAGGAAGGUAGCUCUGGCCCUCCUAUUGGUCUUGUUGAUAUUGGCGUGAGUGAAGGUGCUUACCUUUUUCGCGUUGCACUGCCUGGUGUGCGAAAAGAUCGAAGUAAGGUAAAAUUUGAGAUCAAAAGUGACGGUAAGGUUCAGAUUGAAGGAGUGAUGACAGGUCCAGGCGUUUUAAAAGAGUCAUCAGCUAUGUACCAGAUGAAAGUCCAGCAACUGUGUCCUCCAGGACCUUUUACGGUUUCUUUUAAGCUGCCUGGGCCAGUUGAUCCGCGGUUGUCUUUGCCUAGUUUCCGGCCUGAUGGCAUUCUGGAAGUGGUGGUUAUGAAGUCCAGAGCACAUCCUACAGUCGCUGAUUCUCACCCACCACUGUGAGUAGGUACAUGGAUUUGCCGUCUCCUUUUGUAUUUGAUUACCAGGCACUGGCAUUACCCAAAUUUUUUAGAGUAGUUGUAUUUUUCAAUGUUAAUUUUGUCUUUGUAUGAACCUGGGGCGUUAAAUUACAUGAACUCUCUCCCGAACUGGUCAGAGUUUCCAUCAUGUUCUUGUACUUUUAAUUAUGUGUUUAACAAGUUGUUGCCAAUUCUAUAACACUCAUGCUUACAUGAAA
Messenger RNA from Benincasa hispida (wax gourd), 1045 nucleotides. RefSeq names its product HSP20-like chaperones superfamily protein. Gene Ontology annotation, cellular component: nucleus. The record is from RefSeq and is a predicted model, not a curated record. Lineage: Eukaryota; Viridiplantae; Streptophyta; Magnoliopsida; Cucurbitales; Cucurbitaceae.